ACAAAUCACGGCUGGCGGCCGGUUAAAUAUAUACGCCUACUUUACUUUACUAGGAUAUAAAUUAACUAUCGGGAUUCGGGAAUAGACUAAGCAGGAAGAUUGCGUGUUCUUUGUCGACGUGGCUGUUUCCAACUAGGCAACUUAAUAAAUCAGUUGAUUCGUUUAAACUUUUAAAGCGGAGUAGGUCACCGCAAGAAUAAAAAUGUUGACUUUAUUAUACAUAGCAUUGGCUAUUACGGCCGUGUUUGGAGGAGUUCCAAAUCCUGAAGAAACUAAAAGGAUGAUGGAUCAUCUUUCCGAUGCAGAGCACUAUAGAAAUGAACAUCAUAACAAACAGUUUGAUCAUGAUGCAUUCCUUGGAGAAGACCAAGCCAAAACCUUUGAUCAGUUACCACCAGAGGAAAGUAAAAGGAGGCUUGGAAUAAUAGUUGAUAAGAUUGACUCCGACCAUGAUGGAUUUGUGACUCUUGUUGAGUUAAAAGACUGGAUUCGUUACACACAGAAACGUUACAUUGACGAGGAUGUCGAUAGACAUUGGAAGCAGCACAACCCAGAAAAUACAGAAACUGUUAGCUGGGAGGCAUACAGAAAGACUGUGUAUGGCUUUAUGGAUGAGAUGACCAGUAGUGAGCUCAGCUCAAAUUCUGAAGGAUUUGCCUACAGAAACCUCAUGAAGAGAGACCGCAGGCGGUGGCACUAUGCUGAUGGAAAUCAAGACGAUGCAUUGAACAGGACUGAAUUUGCAUCAUUCCUCCAUCCUGAAGAUCACUCCGGCAUGAGGGAUGUAGUUGUUCUUGAGACAUUGGAAGAUAUUGAUAAGGACAACGAUGGCAAGGUGUCCCUUGAAGAGUACAUCGGAGACAUGUACAAGCCUGAAGACGGAGAGAGUGUUGAUGAUGAACCUGAUUGGGUGAAACAGGAGAGGGAACAGUUCACUGGUUACAGAGACACAAACAAAGAUGGCUACAUGGAUGAAACAGAAGUGAAGGACUGGAUAGCUCCACCCGAAUUUGACCACGCUGAGGCUGAGGCACGCCAUCUCGUCUUCGAAGCUGACGGUGACGCCGAUGAGAAACUGACGAAGGAGGAAGUCCUUGAUAAAUACGACCUUUUUGUUGGCUCACAGGCCACAGACUUCGGCGAGGCACUCGCCAGACAUGACGAGUUUUAGUUAAGCGCCAUCUGUUGAUAUAAAUUGAAACAUGUUGUCAUAAAUAGCUUUAUUAAUUUCACUUACCUAAUAUGAAUGUUUUGCGGAGCGUUUCGAACUAAUUAUUAGUUAUAUAUUGUACAACACGUAACAUAGGCUUAUUUUAGCGCCAUCUGUGGCAAAACAGUGGCAUCUUUAAACUUUAUUAAUUGCUGAGAAUACUUUUGCAGCUUUUAUACAGUGAAACCUUGCAUUUAAUAAAAUGCUUUCAAUGUGUAAUGUCUUUCGUUAGACUUAAGUUUAUGCGCGUUGAGAGUCUAUUAAAAUUUGAGUAUUCCACGACAUACAUACUGCCAUUCACUUCAAAAGUAAAAGUAACUUGUCUAAGUUAUGGAACAAAGAUAACGUAACAAUUUUUUAAAUAUAGAAUACAACUACAAAUGGUAGCUUUUGGAACCUGAUACAAAAUGGCAACACCUUAAGUAUAUAAUAGUAUUCUACUUUUGAAUUUUUAUUUUUAUUGUUGCCAGUAAUGAACAUAAGCAAUAAAUUUACUUAAAUUAGUCUGUAAGUAGGUAUAAUAAUAAGCCAAAGUUAAUUCCUUGAAUCUGUGAGAAUCUUAUUAAAAUAAUUUUCAAUAAUUUAGUUUGUAUUUAUGCAUUUAUGUAUUAUAUUAAUAGUAGUCUUAAGAGAGAAU
Pieris brassicae (large cabbage white) is the source of this 1847-nucleotide messenger RNA. It is a transcript of the gene scf, whose product is annotated as calumenin-B. Gene Ontology annotation, cellular component: endoplasmic reticulum. Gene Ontology annotation, molecular function: calcium ion binding. The record is from RefSeq and is a predicted model, not a curated record. NCBI's taxonomy places the organism in Eukaryota, Metazoa, Arthropoda, Insecta, Lepidoptera, Pieridae. Bases 203 to 1171 code for a protein of 322 amino acids. The transcript has 7 exons.